AUGAACCCCGAGGAGAUGGAGCUGGCUCAGGAGGUGAUGGAGGAGACCGACGCCCCGACUCGCCAUCGCCGCAGCAACCACAACAGCUGCUCCCGUAGCUACGGCAACCAGGAGAAGCGCUACCGGCGCUGCGAGGCCCCGGGCGGCAGCAGGUCCAGGGUCCCCCAGCAGUGCAGACCGCCGGACCAGCCAGAGGAGGAGCCGCGAGGGGGUCCGUCCCCGCAGCCCGUCCAGCCCGUCCAGCCCGUCCAGCCCAUCCCCCGACCGGCGGUGACGCGGUACCGCCGGCAGGGAGACAGCGAGGCCCGGAUCCGAGCCCAGCAGCAGAGACACCGGCAGCGGCAGCAGCGGGAGGCGGAGAGAGCGCAGCAGCUGGCCCAGCAGGGGGCCCAGCAGGGGCAGGGGGCCCAGCAGGGGGCCCGGCCCCACGGCCACACCAGCCACGAGGACGAGCGAGAGCGGGACGACUCGGCGCUGGCCCGGUCGGCCAGCACCGAGAGCGGCUUCCACGCCCACACCGACCGGGCGGAGGGCGACGACGGCCUGCUGGUGAUGUCGCUGGAGCCCGAGGGCCAGCCGGAGGGCGACGAUGAGGCAGGAAGUUACGUCCUUCAGCUCCGGCCUGAAGCGGACGGCUAUGCUGAAAGUGCAGAAGCUGAACAGCAACACCACCUCCCACAUUCCACUUAUCCUCUUCAACUUCCUGUCCUGCCACACGAGCCUUAUUCUGACAUCCAGAAUCCCCACAGAGAGGACGUCACACAGGAAGUGCUGAGCGCCGGCUACUCCAACUACGUCUACACGCAGCCCCUCCGUCAGGCCGCGGACAUGGACAGUGCUGCGGGUGGGGACACUUCUGUGGACGAUGGACUGGAGGCCUAUUCUGAGCCAUAUGACAUUUACUCGCUGUCGGAGCACGUGUAUGAGGAGAUCUGUGAUUCCCCAGCGUCGGUAGCAACGUCGCUAGUCGGGGUGAACGAUACAGAGCCGGUCCAGCAGAGCAGGACCGGCCUCCAGCUGCUGCAGGGCCGGGCCGGGGGCGGAGACUACCACCAGCAGGAGGCGGUGGGAUCCCGGCUGCGCCACUACGACGAGCGCUCAGACGGCGAGUCCGACAGCCCCGAGAAGGAGGCUGAGUUUGCACCUUACCCUCGCGCAGACAGCUGCGACCAGGAGGACGUCGACGGCACCGUCGCUGAAGUCAAAGAAAGUCUGGAUCGCCCUGCAGAGACCUGUGAGGAGGAGGACGAGACGCCACAAGACAAACAACCUGACGUCCAAACUCAUCCCGACAUGAACCACAAAGCCAGCCAUGAAAACUCUCAGAGACCGCCGGCAGGAAGUCCUGCAGAGGAGAACACAGCAGUGAGGAACAGCAGGGAGAAGAGGGACGCCAUAUCUCUCGCCAUAAAGGACAUUAAGGAGGCCAUCGAGGAGGUGAAGACUCGAACAGUGAGAUCUCCUUACACUCCGGACGAGCCCAAGGAGCCCAUCUGGGUCAUGAGGCAGGACUUGAGUCCCACCGCUGAGUGUGACCUCCCACCGUCCUUUGGAGGCGACUCUCCGGGCUCUGUCUCGCCGUCCCCUCCCGGAGCAGAGUCUUCCAGCAGUCGUCUGCUGCAGAGCGACAGCUUGGAGUCCCCCUCCAGUAAAGAGUCCAGAAGGAGUCUGGCUUCUUUCCCCACUUAUGUGGAAGUUCCGGGUCCCUGUGACCCCGAGGACCUGAUCGAUGGGAUCAUCUUCGCAGCGAACUACCUGGGCUCCACUCAGCUCCUGUCCGACAAGACGCCGUCCAAGAACAUCCGCAUGAUGCAGGCACAGGAGGCCGUCAGCCGCAUCAAGACGGCCCAGAAAUUAGCCCAGAACAAGAAGAAGGCCCCUGAGAGUGAGCUUCAGCCCAUGACGGAGGUGGACCUCUUCAUCUCUACGCAGAGAAUCAAAGUGCUUAAUGCUGACUCCCAGGAAACCAUGAUGGACCACCCUUUGCGGACCAUCUCCUACAUUGCUGACAUUGGGAACAUUGUGGUUCUGAUGGCUCGGCGCAGAAUGCCUCGACCGGACUCUCAGGAGAACGUGGAGGCCUCUGACCCUGGUCAGGACAGCAAGCGUCAAUACAAGAUGAUAUGCCACGUGUUUGAGUCUGAGGAUGCCCAGCUGAUUGCCCAGUCCAUUGGUCAGGCCUUCAGCGUGGCUUACCAGGAAUUCCUACGGGCCAACGGCAUCAACCCUGAGGACCUCAGCCAAAAGGAAUACAGUGACCUGCUGAACACCCAGGACAUGUACAACGACGACCUGAUACACUUCUCCAAAUCUGAGAACUGCAAAGACGUGUUUAUUGAGAAGGGUAAAGGUGAGAUUCUGGGCGUGGUCAUCGUGGAGAGUGGCUGGGGUUCCAUCCUGCCCACCGUCAUCAUCGCCAACAUGAUGCACGCGGGUCCUGCCGAGCGGUCCGGCAGACUGAACAUUGGGGAUCAGAUCAUGUCCAUCAAUGGAACCAGCCUGGUGGGUCUGCCCCUGUCCACCUGCCAGAGCAUCAUCAAGGGUCUGAAGAACCAGGCUCAGAUCAAGCUCAACAUCGUCAGAUGUCCCCCGGUGACCACCGUCCUCAUCAGGCGGCCUGACCUGCGCUACCAGCUGGGCUUCAGCGUGCAGAAUGGCAUUAUCUGCAGCCUGAUGCGAGGGGGCAUUGCUGAGCGGGGCGGGGUCAGGGUGGGCCACCGCAUCAUUGAGAUCAACAGCCAGAGCGUGGUGGCCACCCCCCACGAGAAGAUCGUCCACAUCCUGUCCAACGCCGUGGGAGAGAUUCACAUGAAGACGAUGCCUGCCGCCAUGUACCGCCUGCUGACCGCCCAGGAGCAGCCUGUUUACAUUUAACACCACACACACACACACACACACACACACACAC
This is a messenger RNA of Salarias fasciatus (jewelled blenny), 2908 nucleotides long. RefSeq names its product amyloid beta (A4) precursor protein-binding, family A, member 1a (gene apba1a). The coding region runs from base 1 to 2874 and encodes 957 amino acids. The record is from RefSeq and is a predicted model, not a curated record. Gene Ontology annotation, cellular component: dendritic spine; cytoplasm; plasma membrane. Gene Ontology annotation, biological process: chemical synaptic transmission. Gene Ontology annotation, molecular function: amyloid-beta binding; protein binding. Lineage: Eukaryota; Metazoa; Chordata; Actinopteri; Blenniiformes; Blenniidae. The transcript has 14 exons.